UAUAUAUACGAGCUCACCACCAUUGGAUUGCUUACAGAAGCUCGUGAUUUAGCCGACAGCGACUCGCAAGCAACGGCCUUUAGCUCCGGAAGCGAAAAUCCCAUGACAGAUCAGAAAGGUCAGGAGGGAAUAAAGGUUGUGAUCAUCAACACUCAGUACGUCCAGACCGACCCCAAGAGCUUCAAGUCGGUCGUGCAGAAGUUGACCGGGAAGGAUUCGAAAGUGCCCGGUUCGCCGGACGCCAAGAGCUGCACGGCGGGGACAGGAGGAGCUCGAUCAGGCGUGGGGGAUAUCGGCGGCAUGUCGAGAAACUUACCCUUCAAGUACGACCUGGACAGGAUGCUUAAGGAGAUGCCGCCUGUGAGGGAGUUCAACGAUCUGUGGAGUAACUGAUUCGAUUUUUCGUGUUACCGCGGUUUUUUUGUUUCUUGAGAUAUUGUUUUGUUCAUUGGAGCAGUGUUCGAGUCAUAUAACUAUCAGUUUAUGAAAUUGAUUCGUAUAAAGAUGCAGCAAACCUUAAGUGGGUGCUUCAGCUCCUAAUCCUACUCUGGUUUUGUUGCAUCAUUCUGUAAAUCUAUUUUAUGAGCUAGUGUUUUAUAUCUCAGACUAUUUACUAUUUGCGCUCGCGCGUAUAUAUGUACAUA
This is a messenger RNA of Rhodamnia argentea, 644 nucleotides long. RefSeq names its product VQ motif-containing protein 10. The transcript has a single exon. The coding region runs from base 103 to 393 and encodes 96 amino acids. The record is from RefSeq and is a predicted model, not a curated record. NCBI's taxonomy places the organism in Eukaryota, Viridiplantae, Streptophyta, Magnoliopsida, Myrtales, Myrtaceae.